Symphalangus syndactylus (siamang) is the source of this 615-nucleotide messenger RNA. RefSeq lists its product as uncharacterized. The record is from RefSeq and is a predicted model, not a curated record. NCBI's taxonomy places the organism in Eukaryota, Metazoa, Chordata, Mammalia, Primates, Hylobatidae.
GUAUCUAAAGUCUAGGUCACCUUUGCUGUCUCGUCUGCAUGCUGUAUUCACCUUUCAGAGCCACGACAAACCAAAAACGGAUCUACACACAGGAAGCUGAAUUGUCCCAUGUUCAUGGAGAGAAGAGGAGCUCAGGGAAACAGGCCUGCCAGGAUUUCACAGGCCUUCUGGGGUCCAGGAUCCAGGCAUCAGAAGCACAGCCAAUGGGUUAUUUCAGGUUAUUUGGCCUUGGACAAGUGGGCUUCAGCUGCAUCAUCAGGUCUAGGGAAGGAGGCAAUGGUAAAACCAACUCUGCUCAAGCCUGGAAGGUGAAGCCUACAGGUGUGGCAACCACCUUGCAGCCAUGACAUGGCUGUCUGAGGACACCAAAGAACACCAGAGACAAAAGAAAGAGCUGGAGCCCCUGCCGCCAUGGCUGAGAACUUUGUGCAAUACAGCAGCUGCCCAUCUCCAGGCUUCUUGUAAGGUGGGAAAACCAACUUCAUUCAUCCAUGCUUAUGCUGCUAGUUACCAGGUUCUCUGUAACUUGCGGCAGAAAGCAAUUUUCACUGACUGAUACAAUGAGCAAUUACUUUUAAAAUUAGGAUGCUUAAAACUUACAAACACUAACUGGAA